Sorghum bicolor (sorghum) is the source of this 804-nucleotide messenger RNA. RefSeq lists its product as uncharacterized. NCBI's taxonomy places the organism in Eukaryota, Viridiplantae, Streptophyta, Magnoliopsida, Poales, Poaceae. The transcript has a single exon. The record is from RefSeq and is a predicted model, not a curated record. Bases 34 to 687 code for a protein of 217 amino acids.
GAACAGCGCCGCCGCCGCCGCGGUACGUGAUCGAUGGCGGAUAAGAGCCCGCUCCGGCGGUGGAAGCCCUUCUUCCCUGCGUUCGGCGCCAUCGACGCCUCCAUCGAGGCCGCCGCUCCUGAGUGCUGCUCCCGGGACAAGUACCGGCAGGUGAGAGGCGAAAUCGUGGAGUUGCUCUGCGACUGCGACGCCGCGGACGGCGGCCGAGCGGAGGAGCUCUGCCGUCUGCUCGACGUGGCGAUGGCCGAGGCGCUCGAGACGCUGCGGGUGGUCCCGGUGACGCCGGCCAUGCUGACGACCACCGACGUCGCCAGGGCCGUCGGCGGCCUGCUGGGGCACGAGUGCGGGAGGGUGCGCGGCCUCGCGCGCGCCGUCGUGAGCGGGUGGAGGGCGUCCCUGGAAGCCGCCCUGGGCACGCUGCUGCAGAUAUCGCUCGAUGAGCACGAGGUGGCCGCCGCCGCCGCCGCCGCCCCUGAGACCGUGAGACGACACUGGUUGAAGCAGGAGAUAUCAAGCAAGCCGUGGCCAGGAUCUCAGACAUGGAGUGUCCCAACCCGAAGAAGAUGCCUGCUGGCGUUCCCUGGCCAUGGCGACGGUCGCGUCAGGAACGAGGAGACGGCAGCCGACAGGCGAUGCAAAGCGCAAACACCCAGGAACAUACUGCAAGGGAUGCAAAGCAGAAGCUGAUACGGAUACGGAUUCGAAUAUCAUUAUUCAGCAUAUUGUAAUUCAAAUCUGAAUACCAAUACGGAUAUAGGGAUAUUUACUUUGAUUUUGGAGAUUAUAUGUAUCUAUUUGCUUAUU